This is a messenger RNA of Besnoitia besnoiti, 456 nucleotides long. Its product is annotated as SAG-related sequence SRS52C. The transcript has a single exon. Bases 1 to 456 code for a protein of 151 amino acids. Lineage: Eukaryota; Apicomplexa; Conoidasida; Eucoccidiorida; Sarcocystidae. The record is from RefSeq and is a predicted model, not a curated record. Gene Ontology annotation, cellular component: membrane.
AUGAAGUGUGGCAUUUCUCCCUGUUUGUUCCAACUGCGGACAACGUGCACGAGUACGAAGAAGAACUUGGAGUUGGAUAUAACUGCCGAAACAAGCAAAUUAACCUUCAAGUGCGACACGGAUAUCCCGUUCUUUUCCCCGACGAAGGCUUCACAGACUGCGUAUGACGAGUCGUGCACAGGCCUAGUGGAGCUGCCAGCAAAACUUCCGUCUGCCAAGGUGGAAAUCGUCGCUUCGGCCUACACCUUCCGCGUGGAGGAAUUGCCUUCGACCCCUCCAACGGUGUGCUACAAGUGUUCAGCGACUUCUGGCAAGCCUGAGAACGCGCAAGAUGGAGCAUGGUGCGCUGUGAGGAUCAAGGUUGAUGGUUCUGUAUCUGGCGCCGGGGGUACUCCUCCAUCCAGACUUGCCGUCCCCGGGUUCCUGCUCGUUCUUGGCAUUGCCUUCCUUUUGUAG